This is a messenger RNA of Kwoniella botswanensis, 957 nucleotides long. RefSeq lists its product as uncharacterized. The transcript has 10 exons. Gene Ontology annotation, molecular function: coenzyme A diphosphatase activity. Bases 1 to 957 code for a protein of 318 amino acids. Gene Ontology annotation, biological process: coenzyme A catabolic process. The record is from RefSeq and is a predicted model, not a curated record. Lineage: Eukaryota; Fungi; Basidiomycota; Tremellomycetes; Tremellales; Cryptococcaceae.
AUGACUGUCCAAAUCGCGCCCGACUCUUCCAUACCUAACGGCCAUCACAAAUCCAGCUCUGAUGUACUCCAGCACAUACCUCCCAAAUCGCUAGAAGGUCUAUCAGAAGAAUCCCUAAGUUGCCUGAGGAAUCUAGCUGAUUAUCCAACCCCUCCUACUACCGACUUUGGUCUAGUGAAGCAGGCUGCAGUGCUGGUAGCUCUGUUCCAGAAAGAGGGAGAUGAUAAAUUACAUGUGUUGUUGACUACUCGAGCGAAGACCAUGAGGAGACAUCCCUCGCAGACUGCAUUACCAGGUGGGAAAGUCGAUCCUGAAGAUCCGGAUGUUAUACAUACAGCGCGCCGAGAAGCUUUCGAGGAAGUUGGUCUUCCCUUGGACCAUCCAGAUAUACAUCAUCUGACGAUACUAGAACCGGUCAUGACUAUCUUACCUUUAAAUUCACAUAUGAAAAAUCAUAUAGUCGUUACUCCCGUCGUAUGCUUUAUAUCCUCAGCAUCGAUUCUCAACGACUUGAUACCCAAUCCAGAUGAAGUGGAUGCUAUUUUCACCCAUCCCCUUAAAGGGUGUUUGACGGGUAUAUUGGAUGGUACGGAUUCGGAGGGUUUGGUGGAAGUUGGUGGGGAGUGGUGGCCUCAUGAGGAAGAAUAUCAUUCCACAAAUGAUAGAAUAGGGACAACGGGAGAAUAUCGAAUGCAUCGAUUCAGAACUACCCAUAGUCCUAUCAAAGGAUUGACAUCCGAUGUAUUAAUUCAUACAUCCACCAUAGCCUAUGCUCAACCAACCACAUACUCCCGAUACGCUCUAAACCAAUCGCACUUCCCCAUCUUGAUCUCGAAUGUAGUGAGAGACCUUCCGUUCCAUAUUGAUAAAUCGGUUAAUUCAGGACCUGUCGAAUGGGGAGGGACGGAAGGCGAGAGAUUUAAGAGUAGUGAAACUUGGGCUGCUGGGAAUGCUUAG